UUUUUGUUGGCUGAUUUGUCAACACGUAGUUUACUUACGUCUGUCACGCAAAAGAUUAAAAACUAAGUGAAAUAUUAAUGAAUUUAUUUCUAUUAUAAUUAACCCUUAACUGUUUUAAUUUUUCCUUUAUUGGUCAAUACACCGUUUGUAGUUUUAUUCUGAUAAUGCCUUCCAGCGACAGUGAAGACUUUGAAAGUGCUGAUGAAGGGCAGAGUCCAGACAAAAAAGAGAGAAAACAUCGACUAUCAUCUUCAAAUUAUAGUGAGAAUUCAUUAGAAAAUAAUUUAGAACAUAAAAAAACACCAAAUAGUGCCAACACCUUGGAAAAGCCUGAGGAAAAUACGAAUGAACCUACUGAUGGGUGGGAUGACUUUGAUAUAGAUGAAAAUGAGUCAAUAGAACCUGAGCCCAGACUAGAAGUAAAGAGUAAGACAAAUAAAGAGACAGUAAAAAAGGAAAGCACAAAGAGUGAAGAUACAGGAUGGGAUAAAUUUGAUGACUGGGAUCAAGAUGUUAAUACCAGUAGUACUAAAAUUGAAAAUGAUCCACCAGUACCUUCAAAGCAACCUGAACCAGAUAUAAAAGAAGUUACAGAUCGCCUGGCUGCUGCAUCCACUAAAAGCUCGGGGUGGGGAUGGGGUUGGGGAGUGGAUUCCUUAUUAAGUACAGCAACAGCUGGCAUAACAACUCUUACCACCCAAGUGUCACAGGGUUUAACCACUGUUCUUGAAACUGGUAUUGGAGCCCCAGACCCUGAAGAAUUGGCCAGGAGGAAUUUAAGAGAUACUGAAGCGACACCGAGUAAAUCUGAUGAUGUGGUAACUUCAGAUAGUGGAAAAGAGGAGACUGAUGUACCAAGGAGUACAAGUGAAACAGCAUUUCCGUUCGGCAGUUUAUUAUCAGGAGUUACUAAAUUUGUUGAGACUACUGGCACAAAAGUAAUAUCAGGUGGCUUGGACACUCUAGAAACAAUUGGGAAAAAAACAAUGGAGGUGUUACAAGAUGGAGACCCAGGCUUGGCUAAAAAGCGUGCUAUGCUCGGCUUGGAUCCUGGCGAUAAACCAGUACUGUCCCAGGUGUUAAGAGAAGCGAAGGCAAAGGCAGAAGAGGAAGAUAGAAUACGAGAAGAGAAGAGAGAAGCGAAAGAAGUGCAUUAUGAAAAUUUAUUUGACGAUUUUGAAGGCCUGGUGCAUUUAGAAGCCUUAGAAAUGCUGUCGCGUCAGGUGACGAUGCGUCUAGAUGAACGAAUACAAGCCGCUGCACCUGAGAAGAGACAGGAUAUCAAGGAGACGUUACAGCAAGUUGCAGAACUUUGCGAGAUGCCAGAGGAGGAUGAUGAUGACGAGGAAACACCGGCGAAAGAUAUGUCCAAAGCUGACGCUUUCCACGAGAGAUUGCAAACCGCAACACAAGACCUUGGCCUAAAACUGCAGUUCCAACCUUUGAUCAAACAAUACAAUGACAUAUUAACCUGGCUGGACACUUCGGACGCUGAUCUGACGCAAAAAGCCGUGUACAAGCGGUCAGUGAGCGGGCUGGCCCAAGCGACCGCACUCUCAGUAGAGUUGUACCAUAAAACAGCCGAAAUGCUGCUCGUGAAGACGCGACGGUCCACUGCGGACGAAGCUGAUGCACUUACACAGAUGACAGUGGCUUUGACAAAACAUAUCGGCGAUCUGGCUACUUUGUUUACGGAGAAAUUGAACUCUAUACCUACUGAUAAUAAGGAACAAAAUAAUACUUAUAUUACCAACAUAUUUUUAGAGGCCGGGAAUAGUUCUACAUACAUACAAAAUGCAUUCCAAUUAGCUCUGCCUAUAUUGCAAAUUGGUGCCGUAUAGAUGUAUAUCUGUAUAUAUAUAAUUAUUGUAUAGUCUACCUGUCUGUCUGUCUUCACUAUUUGCUUAAAACUUUGUGUGUUCAAAUCAGAAAAUUGUAUGUAUUGUAGUUGAUUUCUCGAGUCAUUCGAGUUUUCUGAGAAGGCGAGUAAUGUAAUUCAGAAUUAUGACAAUAACUUUAAAAAUGCAUUUUAUCUAGAAAUCUUAGAAAAGAAAGAUGAAUAUUAAAAACCAUUCAAUUACCAGAAUAUUAUUAUCGAGUAAUCAAUAACAUCAGUGUCAGUUUUUUUUUUUUUUUAUUAAUUUUAAGGCUAUUUUAGGAUAUUUACCAGAGGGAGACUUUGUACAAAAGUCGAUUGCUUGGGUACCUCUGUCCCAUUCGUGUUUCAACCGUGAAGCAGUUGUGUUUGCAUAACUGUGUUUCGGUUUGAAGGAUGGGAUAUGGCGUGAAUUUACUGGGUACAGAGGAAUAACACCUGAGUCCUCAGGAAUGGCAACGCAUGGGGGGUAUCAUGGGCGAAACAGUAUACUCUAUUAUGUCCAUGGUACUGCUCAUGUCUAUAGGCGACGGUUACUACUUUCCAUCAGGUGGGCCGUCAGCUUGUUUGCCAUUCUAAGUAGUAUAAAAAAAAAAAAAAAAAAAAAAAAAAAAAAAAAUAUGCAAACUUAACACUAAAAUAGGUGAAUGCUUCCAUACACCUAUUAAUAAAAUAAUAAAUACUUAUAGAAUAAAUUCAAACUCGAUAAAAUUGCAUGUAUACUAUAAUUAUUAAAAGCUGUACAUCACUACAUUAUAUAAAACAAAGUCGCUGUCGCUGUCUGUCCGCCCCUAUGUAUGCUUAAAUCUUUAAAACUACGCAAUGGAUUUUGCAGCGGUUUUUUUUUAAUAGAUAGAGUGAUUCAAGAGGAAGAUUUAUAUGUAUAAUACGUGCAUAAUAUAGUAGAGAAACACUGAUAAAUUUAGAGGUUUUCUAAUGUGAUAUGAUGUAAUGUGCAACCCAUGCGAAGCAGGGGCGGGUCGCUAGUAAUUUAUAAUUUAAUAUAUAACUUCUGUAUUUAUGACACAGAAUUAUUAUUUACUAAUACUGUAAUUGCCAUUGACAGUUUAACAUUGAGUAUGUAUUAUUACGUAAUUUUGUACUUCAUCAUCAUCAUCAUCACCAUCAUCAUAACAGCCAUUAAUUGUCCACUGUUGAACUUGAGUCCAACUCCCCAUGGGUGUUUUGCCAAUAGUUGCAGUUAGACUUUAAUGGUGUUUUAAGAGGGACGCUGCUGCCCAUCCCUCGACUACUAAUUUUGUAGUUACAAACUGGAAAUGCAAUCAUAGCAUAAUGUAAAUGUGGCGACAUAACCAAUCUGUUUCAAACAGAGUGUAGUUAUAUAAUUUAUAUAUUUAUUAUUAUUUCAAUUAAAAUUCUUACAUUCGGUGGGCAUUCAGAGCUUUACUUGGACUAAAUGCAAUAGUUUCUUCGGCUAAUGAGUCAUUGUACAAUACUUAAUAUUGCAACGUAAUUACGAGAAAAAAUUUGUAUUUGUAUGUUUUCUUUAAAAUGUAUGCUUUGUCUAAUAUGCAUGGGUAAUAUCCGUACCGCCCCAAUACCUAUAUAUUGGCUUCCAGAUAUUGAUGGCGAAAAGAAAAUUAUCAGAUAUUGAUAUCGCCCAUAUCGGUCAGAUAUAUGCAUUCGUUUCAAUUAAAAAAAUACUCCAUAUCAAUAUUAUCAAUUAGACAACCGAUAUAUAUAUAUAUAUAUAUAUAUAUAUAUAUAUAUAUAUAUAUAUAUAUAUAUAUAUAUAUAUAUAUACGUUUUAUUGGACCAAUAUAUAGAUAUAAGUAAGUACAAUAUAUAUUGUUGUGUAUUACCCAUCCCUACUGCCCAAGUAAUCAUAAUUAUUUAAAACUUAAUAUGCUUGAAAAUGUGAUUAUAAUAAUGAUACUACAGGCCACUAUUGCGUGCGUAAACGAUCCUGUCUAACUAUCUCGCUCUAACUCCAAUGCCUACUUUGUAAGUUAUUGUUUUAUCUCCUUUACACUACCAAUCAAAGGUAAGAUCACCCAAGUAAUUUUAUUAAUUUUAUAUACUAUAAAAUUUUAUUUUAUUUUUAUUACCUAAAAUCUAUUCAACUGUAUUUUGUAAAGAUAUAAUUGUAAAUAAUAAUAUAUUAUAAAUAAUUACA
Galleria mellonella (greater wax moth) is the source of this 4013-nucleotide messenger RNA. RefSeq names its product protein FAM114A2. Lineage: Eukaryota; Metazoa; Arthropoda; Insecta; Lepidoptera; Pyralidae. The transcript is spliced from 10 exons. The record is from RefSeq and is a predicted model, not a curated record. Bases 165 to 1841 code for a protein of 558 amino acids.